Molecule: messenger RNA, 1543 nt
Organism: Cryptotermes secundus
Lineage: Eukaryota; Metazoa; Arthropoda; Insecta; Blattodea; Kalotermitidae
Gene: Pfdn1
Product: prefoldin subunit 1
Exons: 4
Coding region: 1004-1378 (124 amino acids)
Biological process (GO): protein folding
Cellular component (GO): prefoldin complex; cytoplasm
Molecular function (GO): protein folding chaperone
Source: RefSeq, a predicted model, not a curated record
AGCCAGCAACUAACCGUUUACGGCCUUCAAUUACAUUUUACUACACCAACUCUUGGCUUCAAAUAGGUUUCAUACUUCCACAUUUCUGAGUUUGUGUCCCUGUAAUAUUUCUUUAUCUUUAAUCAUUUUGCUUUACAGACCUACAUGUUGAAUUUACAAAUGUUAUCAUCAUAGAACUAAUUCAACAAAAAUGUUAUUUAGCUAUUUAUUUAUGUUAUUUAUUUCAGUAGAAUAGUGUAUACCAUGGUAUAUGAAAUGCAGAUAGUGCAUGUAACAUAAGUAUGUAGCAAUAUAGGUAGAAGUUAAUUGUGUGCUUCAUGAGAUGUAAAGACUUUGGUACAUAUAGUGCUUUAUUUUUAUUGAAAGGUUCAUGUGUGUUCUUAUAUGUAACAGAGGGCAAGAUCGAACCGCAAGUCCAUUUAGCAAAACAGGAGCCUCUAAAAUGUUGCAGAACGGUAGAUUUGUAUUUUAAUCUUUAUUUACCCACUCAAAUUGCAUGCAUACAUUCUAUUCUACCAAAAAAAAUGCUGAACUAUAUAAGGAAAAGAUUUUAUUUUAGAGUUUAUUAAUACCAAAGGGCUGGCCGUAUUUAAAAAAAAAAUCAGGUAUGUCUAAUUGGUUUAAAAGUUUUUCGUAAAAUAUGGUUCAGCAGUAGCGUCCUUGGAGAAGAACAAAAAAGCGUGUAGUUUUCACCGACUGAGCUACCGCUAUCGUAGGACCUUUGUAUGUAAGCACCCCCACUGCAAUUGUUGGCAGCACAUGUCAGUGGACCCGUACGUAACCAAGGUUAACAAUUGGUCAUGAUCGGUCAUGAUUUAGUAAGUCGUUGUACACUUAACCUAUAUUUAGUGGUUCAUGAGUACAUGAUAACAGAACAAACAGAGUGACAGUGAGACCUGUGUAUGAUUUGAAUCUUUUAACUUUAGUUGUGGUUUGUAGGGAAGUGCAGGGGAGAUAUUGUAAGAAGGAGAAGUAUUUAAAAUUUUUGUAUCGAACGGAAAAUAUGGCCAGACCAGUAGAUAUAGAACUGAAAAAGGCUUUUGCAGAUCUGCAUCUAAAGCUGAUGGAAACAGCACAGAAAGUGAAAGCUGCAGAUGAAGAGAUUAAAGGCCUGAAAAAUUCAAUGCAGCGUGCUCGACUCGUUGAAUCAGAAAUUACCAGGAUAGAUCCUGCCACAAAUGUAUAUGAGAGUGUUGGGCGAAUGUUCGUGCUAACAAAUAUUCCAGAUUUACGGAACCAGUUGCAAGAAACAUCUGAAAAUUGUGCUGAAAAAAUUAAGAUUCUUGAGAAUAAGAAGAGUUAUCUGGAGAGAAGUAAGAAAGACAGUGAAAAUAACAUCCGUGAAAUGAUUCAACAGCGGAGAGAGAAGGCCCCAUAAACUGACUAAAACUUUGUUAUUGAAGUGUAAAAGUUUGACUAAGGUUUUCCAUUUUGAAUUACAAUUAUUUAUUAACCUAUAGUUCUGUCUGCUCUUAUAUAAUGAUGUAUUAUUGUUCACAGUCCAUAUACUUAUUAAUGUUUUAUUAAAUUUUGUAACUGAUCA